Molecule: messenger RNA, 3009 nt
Organism: Anopheles cruzii
Lineage: Eukaryota; Metazoa; Arthropoda; Insecta; Diptera; Culicidae
Product: arrestin domain-containing protein 17-like
Exons: 3
Coding region: 391-1665 (424 amino acids)
Biological process (GO): protein transport
Cellular component (GO): cytoplasm
Source: RefSeq, a predicted model, not a curated record
GGUGCGCUGUGUGUGCUGCUGUUAGUAAAGCUCGUCGCAGUGCCUCGCUCGCCGAAGUCGUCUCUGCGUUUCGCAAACGGGUUCCGAUAGACCGGUUAGAGUGAAGAGUUUGCGAGAGCCAAAAUUCGAGUUAGCGUUUCCGGUUCGCGAUACUUUGGCUGAAAAGUGGAUCCACUUUUCUAGACCGUGACCCGCGCCGUCCGCUAUCUGCCGCAGUUGGUGACGUGACAUACACACGGCGACAGGUCGCACAUUGCGGCAGAUUUCGGUCCAACCAAAAAGGCCGUGUCCGUGUGUCACCGUUGAGAGGGAUAAGAGGGCAAAACAUAAAUCUCGUUACUUCCCCCCCGGUGACGUUGUGUGACUGGUUGGUGGCUGUUGCACCUCGCGAUGGGUCUGAAAGAUUGCACGAUCGAGCUCGACAAUCCGUGGAACACCUACUACGCCGGGCAGACGGUUAAUGGCAAAGUUACGUUCACCUUCGACGCGCCGAAGAAAGUUAGAGGAAUUGUGAUAAAAUUUUCCGGCGAUUCGGAAACGAAAUGGAGCCAGACGGAAACGAAAACCGACCAGAACGGCAAGCAGUACGAAUCGACGACGAACCUGACCGGCCAGGAGGAGUACUUUCAAAUUCAGUACUACCUGUUGGGUGGUAAAAAUAGCGCCGAAACGGAACUGGGCCCCGGGGUACACACCUACCCGUUCACCUGUGCCCUUCCACCGACGCUACCGUCGUCGUUCGAAGGCGAGUGGGGCUUCGUCCGGUACACGGUCAAGGUGACACUCGACCGGCCGUGGAAGUUUGACCAGGACAUCAAGAUGGCAUUCACCGUGAUUUCGCCGGUGGAUCUGAAUCUCAAUCCGCGCGUCAAGGACCCGUUCAAGCUGGAGCUCGAGAAAACGUUCUGCUGUUUCUGCUGCGCUUCCGGCCCACUGAACGUGAUCGUGCACAUCCCGGUGACGGGAUUCGUGUCGGGCCAAACGGUACCGGUCACGGUGGAAUGUGACAACGCCAGCAACGUCGGUGUGGGCAAAAUUACGCUCACCCUGCGUAAGCUGCUCGCAUUCCACGUGCACACGCCGAGGCGCGAAACGAAACGCAAGAAGGAAAUUAUCACCACCAUCCAAAUGGGGCCGGUCGAGGCGGGCAACAGUCAAACGUGGCAGCAGGCCAUACAGAUACCUCCGCUGCCACCGUCGAAUCUGGUCAACUGUGGCAUCAUAGACAUCGACUACGACAUCAAGGUCGUAGCGGAACCGGAAGGCAUGCAUGCGGCCCUGGACGGCAACAUACCGAUCGUGCUGGGAACGGUGCCGCUCGAAUCGUUCCAGCCGCCACCGCCCUACACGGACAAUCCGCCGGAUACCGCCAUACAGAUGAUGGGUGCCGAAACGGAUCCUUCCAUGCUGCCCACCCAACCGGUCAGUCCGGCCAGCCCGCCAAGCAACGGUGCCGGAGGGGCGCUGGGUUGGAACAUUGGCGCAGCCAGCACGUUCGCCAAUCUGCCGCCUCCAACAUUUGCCGAAACCGCGUACAAAGCGCCAUCCAUCUCGGAUAAAAAUGACUCGGAAUACACGCGCAUGAUCGGUGGACCGGAGUAUGCACCACGAUACCCUACGUACGGGAUGAUGCCAAGCGCACCGCCAAUGACGAACAACUACUGAUCGGCAUGCGAUCGAUUCUCGGAUGCCGAGAAAUUCAGUAGUGAAAAGCAUCACAUCGAUACCAUUUUUUUUUGUUCAUUUUCACCCCGAAAGACUGUGGUUAUUCGAGCCACAGACAAUGUAGUCAACUAUUUACACUUACUGAAGCAGAAGGACGUCCUCUGUGUUCCAGUGAACCGUACGCGAGAAACGGUAAAAGAAAACGGAAGCUUUCCCACAACAGUGCGUUAUUCCAUCCGUGUGCGCUUCCGUGUCAUUGAGAAAUUUUCAUGAAAUAAGAAAUUACAUUUAGCCAUAUGGAUUACCCACAACAAACGCACAAACACUCGAAUACAUACUUGCGCUAGGCACAAUCUGUACCUAUUGAACUCUGCUUGAACUUAAUUUGGUUAAACAAAAGAUUGAACUACUCGAAAGUUGUUGAACAAACGUCGAAAUGGCAGCACACGAAGAGGAACACAUUUCUAUUCUGUCAAAUCUUGAUAUUUUUACAACCGGCGAUUAUCCGUGCGAUUGAAUGAUUUUGGUCUCUACACUCCACACAUCACACUCGUUUUCGUACGAAGUUUUAGGCUGCCAUUAUGUGAAGUUCUGUUGAAUUGUGUUUAUGAUCAAAAUCGAAUUGAUUCUGCAAAAUCAAGUGGAAAAACAUGAUACGGAGAACGUGACUGGGAUACUUUUUACAAGUAGAAAUGUAGAAAAAUGCGAACCGUGGAUGCCAAAUGAAACGUGUAGAUUUGAAAGGAAAUUGCUCUUUAAUAUGAAAUGUUUUAUAAUAUUAUUAAAAAACAACAAGCUGGACUCAACUGGACUUCAAACCGUUCGCUGAAAACAGUGCCUAGAAGUUUUUAACUCUACUUAGAACCGCGCAGGACACGCCGGAAAGGGCCGGCGCAAAUGCUAAGCACAAUGCGCACACUAAUUACCGCGACACGACGAACACGGUUCCAAUCGAAUAAUGCCAACCAUCUUUUUGCAGCAGAGCAUGAUCGAGGCACGGUUUCCAUUUGCAAGCGGAACGAUAAACAACACGCUGACACAGUGCGAACAUCUCGAAGAAAUAGAUUAGAAAAGUGCGCAUAAUCAAACGGUAGUACACUUUUUUGCGUAUUUUGUUGAUCGAACAAUAAUAAUUCCACGAAGAAUACGCAAACCGUUGCAUGGGCACAGGCGGAUGGAUAAGAAGAAACAAAAACUAAGCGCGAGGAAAGGCGAUUUUUAACAGAAAGUGGAUCGAAAGCAGUAAGAUAAUCAUCAGGGACAUCAUAACGACUUGAAAUUGAUAUACCUACACUAACAAUGUAAACAAUUCUUAUUGAAAAAUAAACUACAUGCAACUCUUAA